AAGGCAGGUUGGGAGGGGAAGUCGGGAAGGAGGCGGAAGAGGAGCUGUCUGAAAGGGGAGGAGGGAGGGAGGCAAAGAGGAGGAGGCGGAGGAGAAUUGAGCUGAGCAGAGCAUCGAGCCAAAGGGGAGAUGAGUUUGUCUGUCCUCGGCUAAGGCUCCGGCCGGGCCUAGGGAACUGGGAGCUCGGGCUGGAGCGACACCCGUGGAAGUGGGAGGAGGUGGCUCUGGGACUUUAACCCCUUGUGGGCUCUGCGGCAGGGGAUUUAACCCUUUGUGGAUUCGGCCCCUCGGAGGAAGCGUCAUCGGGUAGUUUUAACCCCUUCGGGGCUGGGUUUAACCCGUUGGACUUAACCUCAUCUUCUUGCCCAACUCCUUGAUCGUGGGGGCACUCGGCGGGGAGGCUUGAAGCCCACCCCGUCCGCACGUUACGUACUGUUCCAGCCGCUGCACCCCUUGGACCCGCUAGCUGGCCGCGCUGUGGGCGCUUAACCCUUUACUGACUCGAGCUCCCAAGUUGCGUCUGGAGUUUGCUGACAGAAGGACUGGCUAAAGGCGUCACUGCAGAAAUUACAGAUCGAAGACAACUAUUGGACAUUUUUUUAAAAGAAAAGAAAAACCUCUUUUUCCUUAAGGACUUAGAGCCAAAAUUUCUCAAACUUCAAGGACUCCUCUAGUCAUGGCCGAGCCACUCUUGUCAGAAUAUCAACACCAGCCUCAAACUAGCAACUGUACAGGUGCUGCUGUUGUCCAUGAAGAGCGGAACCCUGAGCGCCCCCCAGGCGCGGAGGAGCGGGUGCCCGAGGAGGACAGUAGGUGGCAAUCGAGAGCGUCCCCCAAGUCGGGUGGCCGGCCGGGGCCGGAGGGGGAAGGGAGCCAGGAGCCCCAGCCUCCUCCCCUGCAGACCCAGGCCUGUCCAGAAUCAAGCUGCCUGGAAGCAGGCGAGAAGGGCCAAAAUGGGGACGACUUGUCCGCUGGUGGCAUCUCCCCGUCGGCGGGAGGGGAACCGACGUCCGAGCCGCUUGCCCAACCGUGUCAUGACUCGGAGGCCAACAAGUUGGGGGCUCCUGCCGCUGGUGGCGAGGAAACGUGGGGACAACAGCAGAGACAGCUAGGUAAGAAGAAACAUAGGAGACGCCCCUCCAAGAAAAAGCGACAUUGGAAACCGUACUACAAGCUGACCUGGGAAGAGAAGAAAAAGUUCGACGAGAAGCAGAGCCUGCGAGCUUCCAGGAUUCGAGCCGAGAUGUUCGCCAAGGGCCAGCCGGUCGCGCCCUAUAAUACCACGCAGUUCCUCAUGGAUGACCACGACCAGGAGGAGCCAGAUCUCAAAACCGGCCUCUACCCCAAACGAACCGCCGCCAAAUCCGACGAUACUAGUGAUGAGGACUUUAUGGAAGAAGCGGGUGAAGAGGACGGGGGUAGCGACGGGAUGGGAGGGGACGGCAGUGAGUUUCUGCAGCGGGACUUCUCGGAGACGUACGAGCGGUACCACGCGGAAAGCCUGCAGAACAUGAGCAAGCAGGAGCUCAUCAAAGAGUACCUGGAGCUGGAGAAGUGCCUCUCGCGCAUGGAGGACGAGAACAACCGGCUGCGGCUGGAAAGCAAGCGGCUGGGUGGCGACGACGCGCGUGUGCGGGAGCUAGAGCUGGAGCUAGACCGACUGCGCGCGGAGAACCUCCAGCUGCUGACCGAGAACGAACUGCACAGGCAACAGGAGCGUGCGCCGCUUUCCAAGUUUGGAGACUAGACUGAAACUUGCGGGGAGGGGGCAAAGGGGACUUUUUACAGUGCUGGAAUGUAACAUUAUAUACAUGUGUAUAUAAGACAGCGGACCUUUUUAUGACACAUAAUCAGAAGAGAAAAUCCCCCCGGCUUUGGUUGGUUUGGUAAAUUUAGCUAUGAUGUAGCUUGCGUGCUUUCUCCUGUUCUUUAAUUAUGUGAAAAUGAAGAGUUGCUUUUCUUGUUUUCCUUUUUAGAAGGCUUUUUAAAAAAAAUGUGUAAGUAAUUUGACCAAGUUAUAAUGCAUUUUUCUGUUAAAAAAAAAAUAAUCCCCUCCUUAAGUGGAGCUACAAGGUGGCCAAAUCUGAGAACCAUUAAAUUCAUUCUAGUUAUAAUAAAUUUAAUAUUUGUAAAUGUAACAUAGUUUCAGUGUGAUUUCUAGACCUAACUCAAAAUACUCUCGAUUUAUGAGACUGCAUUUUUGAGGAGAGGUGAUGAAAUAGUCAAAUUGUCAGUUUGAAAAAAAAAAAUUAAUGGGAGAAUUUUCUAUUUGCCUUUCCCCCCCUUGAAUGAGUUUUAGUAU
This is a messenger RNA of Sciurus carolinensis (gray squirrel), 2302 nucleotides long. RefSeq names its product HEXIM P-TEFb complex subunit 1 (gene Hexim1). Gene Ontology annotation, biological process: negative regulation of cyclin-dependent protein serine/threonine kinase activity; negative regulation of transcription by RNA polymerase II. Gene Ontology annotation, molecular function: 7SK snRNA binding; cyclin-dependent protein serine/threonine kinase inhibitor activity. Gene Ontology annotation, cellular component: cytoplasm; nucleus; nucleoplasm. The transcript has a single exon. NCBI's taxonomy places the organism in Eukaryota, Metazoa, Chordata, Mammalia, Rodentia, Sciuridae. The record is from RefSeq and is a predicted model, not a curated record. Bases 677 to 1747 code for a protein of 356 amino acids.